Hevea brasiliensis (rubber tree) is the source of this 667-nucleotide messenger RNA. RefSeq names its product cysteine-rich and transmembrane domain-containing protein WIH2. Gene Ontology annotation, cellular component: plasma membrane. Bases 255 to 494 code for a protein of 79 amino acids. NCBI's taxonomy places the organism in Eukaryota, Viridiplantae, Streptophyta, Magnoliopsida, Malpighiales, Euphorbiaceae. The transcript has 3 exons. The record is from RefSeq and is a predicted model, not a curated record.
UCUUUCAUUCGCUUAGUGGAUGACAUCUUUUUAUCCUCUCUUCUUUCCAUAAAGGCUUACACCGGGUUUAACUUGAGUAUUUGCAUCUCCACUUUCAAUUCCUCUUUCCGAAGGAAACUAGAAAUUUCCUCUGAGCUUCUCCUCCUUCGCUUGGCGCCUUGCAGGCCAUCUUUCGCUAUAAAACACGCCAAUUUUAAUACCCAGUUAGUCAUUUGAAAGAAAAAGCUUCAGGGCUCCACAGAUAGGAAAGAAAAAUGAGUUAUUACGACCAGCAGCAUCCGGUGGGUGUUCCUCCACCACAAGGGUAUCCAAAAGAUGCAUAUCCACCACCUGGGUAUCCUGUUCAAGGUUAUCCACAAGGGUAUCCUCCCCAGGGUUACCCUCCUCAAGGGUAUGCUCCAGGCUACGCCCAGCCUCCCAGGCAAGAGACUGGUUUCCUUGAAGGAUGCUUAGCAGCACUCUGCUGUUGUUGCCUUUUGGAUGCUUGCUUUUGAGGCUCUAUAAUUGUUCAUAAUUCUUCUCUUUAAUUGUUAUAGGCCAUAACAAUUGCAUUAUCUGUCUGUAAUAAUAGUUUCUUUCUAAUUCAGUUGGAAAUUGUUACUUGUAUAAUGGAUUGGAUGAUUUUAAUUUUUUGUUGAAGAAUUUUCCAGUUUCCUGUUUAUGUAAA